Molecule: messenger RNA, 4358 nt
Organism: Apis mellifera (honey bee)
Lineage: Eukaryota; Metazoa; Arthropoda; Insecta; Hymenoptera; Apidae
Gene: Dmtn
Product: transmembrane and coiled-coil domains protein 2
Exons: 14
Coding region: 749-2503 (584 amino acids)
Cellular component (GO): endomembrane system
Source: RefSeq, a predicted model, not a curated record
AUUACAUGUGGGAUAAAAUUGUCGAAGCUUAAGAAUGAAAGAAGAGGUGAUUAAUCAAGAGUUGGAUAAGGACCAAUGGAAAUUAGAAGCUCAAGCUAUUAUAAAUGACGUGAAACAACAUGUAAUGGACAUAAAAUAUUUAAUCCGAAUCUAGCCGAAGAUAUCCGAGUAACAGUAAUUUACAAGGACAGUAUCGUAUUUAGUAUAUGAUUUGUCAGAUAAAUUUUGUGAUGGAUACUGCAAUAGAUACGAUACUGUGAUAUUGACGAAUCGCGCGUUCCUAGGAAAUAUCCCUAGGAAUCGAAAGAUCAGUCAGUGCAAGUGGUAAUAUCGGCUGUGUUUACCCCCUCCUUUACGUUCGUUGCUCUGUGUUCCGUUUGGCGUAUUCCACUGUCGAGUUGUGAAGUAACGAAGCGGUUUCGCCGAAUGUGGCGUAUCGUGUGUGCAUUUUAUGAUGUUUCUGAAUGAGUUUACAGUUGAUUAAGUGCCUAAGAUCGACAUAGUGCAUCCUAUUUAUUAAUAUUACAGUAAAUAGUGUGACGAUGUUAAACGGUGAGCGAUGACACGCCCGUGAAAAACGAUAACAACAGCUAUCCUUUGAUUGACCAGAAACGAUAAAGAAAACGCAAUACGCGAAGGACCCUCUUUGUGUAUUUUUUUUGUGACAUUUAUUGGAGAAAACAUGCUUCAGCCAAGAGCUACAUACAUCAAACGAUAGAAAAGAUGAUAAUUUUUUCAGGAAAAAGGAAUGGAUAAUUUGAUGAUAACUACAUCAAGUAAGAAUAGUUCACGCAGUGCAUCACCUAAGAGAAGAAAUAUAUUGAUUUCAUCUCAACAAUUAUCAGCUACUUUGGAACAUAUUCCAAAAAUACGUAAUGUUUCACUUUCCCAAACAGGGGAGGAUAGUACAGGCAGUGGAAGUAGUGGUGGUGAAGGCAGUCUCAGCAUGAAAGGUAGUAGGCAAAAAUCACCAGGAACUGUGAUUCGAGUAGAUGCUAUGGAUGAAUCAAAUACCAAUUUAAUCACUGCCGAACAAGAUGAGUUUGUGCCAAAUAUUCAUCUACCAACUGAUGAUGAUGGAGAACAAUAUCAUGCAACACAAUCGUUCCUAUCAAAUGGCUCUUCUGAGUUAAUAACUGAUGAUGUUGACUCUAAUUCUGCUCGUGUUUGUCAAGCAAUUGAGAACAUUCAAAAUAAAAUUGCUAAAACACGAGAACUUAUAAGAAUAGAACAAACUACACGUGAUGAAAAUGUCAAUGAAUAUUUAAAAUUAGCUGCAAAUGCAGAUAAACAGCAGCUUACCCGAAUCAAAGCAGUAUUUGAGAAGAAAAAUCAAAAAUCAGCGCACAGUAUUUCUCAACUCCAAAAAAAAUUAGAUAGUUACACAAAAAAAUUAAAAAAUUUUGAGUUGAAUGGUGCACCUACAAGUCAUAGACAACCCCGAGAAGUGCUUCGUGAUAUGGGACAAGGACUGAAAAACGUGGGUGGCAAUAUUAGAGUUGGAAUCAGUGGUUUUUCAGGAAGUGUAAUGUCCAAACCAAGAGAAUUUGCACAUUUAAUAAAAAAUAAGUUUGGCAGUGCUGAUAACAUAAAUACUUUAUCUCUUGAAAGUAAUGGCUCGACUUUUUAUGUAAACGAUACACCGCGUGCAGGUAAUGGAGAUAACGCUAGUGUUGAAGAUGAAAAAGCUCAUCAUGGUUCAGCGACACUUCCUGGUGGAUGUAGUUUGGGAUCAACUCAUAGUGCUGCAGCAAUGAAAUUUCCAUCCGAAGAAGGAUCCGAAUGUUCUAGUGUUACAAGCGAAAGCGGACCUGGUAGUAGGGGGCAAGCACACACAUGUCACAAUAGUAAUAAUGCUGCACUUAGUCUCAAAUCUAUUUUCUCAGAGCUACAAGAACAUAGAGAAAAUCUGGAGAGAAUGAAAGAUAAAUUAGAAGGUUUAAAGAGUUUACAACAAGAAGUGACAUAUCUUUCCCAUGCUUUACAAGAGGAACGUUUUAGAUGUGAACGUCUAGAAGAACAAAUUAAUGAUUUGACUGAGCUGCAUCAAAAUGAAGUAGAAAACUUGAAACAAACUAUAACAGAUAUGGAAGAAAAAGUGCAAUAUCAAAGUGAAGAUCGUUUAAGAGAUAUACAUGAAAUGUUGGAAAGUUGUCAAACUAAAAUUUGUAAAAUGGAACAUCAACAACAGCAACACCAACAAUAUGUUACUUUAGAGGGUUUGGAUAAUAGUAAUGCAAGAGCAUUGGUUGUAAAGCUUAUAAAUGUGGUAUUGACUGUGUUGCAAGUUAUUCUACUUCUUGUUGCAACAGGUGCUGGUAUAAUGAUGCCUUUUCUUAGGACUAGUUGUACUAAGCCUCAUUGUUUCAUGUGCAGGGUGCGCAUAUUAACUACUACGCUUGUUGUAUUGGGCAUAGUAUUUGUGCUCAAACAAUGGCCUGAGGUUCACGACGUCGGCAGUCACCUCAUGCGCCAUCUUAAACAGACGCUUGCUGUUAAGUAGCACAUUGGUUAUUCUAGGGUAUAUUUAAAUUAAUCAUACCCUGUAAUGAAGAAAAAUUGUACACAAUGAUCAACAUUUUGGACCUAUUUAUGUGCUGUAGUUUUGGAGCAAUAAUAGUAGGUAUAUGCGCAAAUGACUUUAUUUAUAUUUUAAAUUCGACAUUCACUAUUACUAUAUUAAAUCAGAUGAAUGAUCAAAUCUAUUUGAUACUGUUAACAGAAUUACAAUACAUAAAACAUAUUUUGCUGUGCAAAAAUGUUUCACUUAUGAAGGAGAGAUUUUCUAGAGAUGAUAAAUGCAAACUAUCAUUUAUCUCUUGUGCAAGUAUUAUAAAUUUAUUUACGAUCUUUUUAUUUUUACUUGAGUAAUUUUGUUAAAAAAGAAAAAAUAAAGAGAAAUAUACGUAUUUACUAUUUAAUAUUACUUGCGCGCGAAUAAAACAAAAACGAUUAUAAUUUAAAAUAAAAUAAAAUAAUUUAUAUAAAGUAUGAAAAAGACAGUAAUAAUAAUGCUAUACACUGAUAUUGCUUGAUUACAUACGGCACAUUGUUAAAAGAAUUUACUCUAAUAUCGUGCGAUUAAAUUCAUUUUUACAUGAAUCAUUGAUUCAUUGAUAUGAAAUUAAAAAAAAAUUAUUGAAGCGAAAGUACUGAUUAAAAGAUAAAAAAAAAUUGUUCUAUUAUUAGUGUCUGUGGGAGGUGCUACUAUCAUUUUCGGGAUUGUAGUUCAUACAUUCAAUAUUCUAGUAAUUAAUUUCUAAUUACAAAAAUUAUAAAUAUAUUUUAAAUAAAAUAUUUAAUUAAAAUCGUCCAAUUGCUAAACAAUAGUAUAAUAGUAUAAUAGUAUAAAUUAAAAAAGCAAUAGAAUAUUUAGAUAAUUGUAAAUAUUCUUUAUUUCAAAAUGUAUUAUUAAUUAAAAUAUAUAAUAUAUUCUUUAAUGUUGACAAUGGUUUAAUUUGAUGGAUUGUAGAACUACAUUCUUAUAUAUAAUUUAAGUACAUUCAUGAUACAAUAUAAAAAAAGAAACUAUUUGAAUAAACAUUUAUAUAAUAUUCAAUAUCAAAAGAGGACCAAUAUUUUUUUUUCCUCUUAUUCUAUAAUGUUGAUUUAUUUUAUAUAAAAAAAUACGUCUUUGGAAAUAAAUAGAAUCAUUUAUUAUGUUUAAUAAUUUCAAAUCAUUGUUUCAAACCACCACAGACACAAAUAUGCGUGCAUAUUAUAUUGAAUAUAAAGAAAUGAACCAUGACACAGAUGUUGAAAUGAGAGAAAGACUGAUGGAUUACAUCGCUGUUAUAAUUGUGAGUAAUAUGAUACUUGUGGCAAUUUUAUGUUGCUAUUCAUUGAAAAAGUGUUGAAACGAUAAAAUGAUUGAAAAAAAGAAACCACCAUAAUUAAAAUAGUACAAUUAUACGAAGAAAAAUGAUUCUUAAAUUAAUAUAGGUGCUCAAAUCUACGAGUGUAUAAAAUAUUUUGGUUUACAUAAUUUUUUGAUUUUAUUGUCGUUAUUGGCAAAAUGUCAUUUAUUUCAUUAAUUUUGUAAUUUUUGAUUUCCUCAAGCACAGUGUCAUGAAUUAUGAUAAGAUUUUACAAUUCAAUUAUUUUAUGCAUAUAAAGAAAGGCAAACAAAGAAAUUAUUUUUUGGUAAUAAAUAUUAUCUUUUUAUCUUAAUAUAUAAAGUUUUCUUUAUAUAUAAAUAAUACAUAUAAUUUUUAAUUUGUAUUAAAUUCGAACAUUAGCAUUUUUAUUAUUUGUAUAUGUUGAACUAUGUAAUAUUAUCGUUUCGCUGACUAUUAAAAAAUUACUCGUUAUUAAUCGGUAGAUAAAAUCUGUAAAUAAAAUAAACUUUCUGUAUUUCA